Messenger RNA from Fonsecaea monophora, 3474 nucleotides. RefSeq lists its product as hypothetical. The transcript is spliced from 4 exons. Lineage: Eukaryota; Fungi; Ascomycota; Eurotiomycetes; Chaetothyriales; Herpotrichiellaceae. Gene Ontology annotation, molecular function: metal ion binding. Bases 1 to 3474 code for a protein of 1157 amino acids. The record is from RefSeq and is a predicted model, not a curated record.
AUGAAUCCAUCAACCAACCCGUCACUCAAUGGCGCGCAACAUGCAAAAGGUCAAUCAUACGGCUUGCUUGAUGGCAUCCAAGCCUAUUCAGGCGUCGAUAGUCUUCCCAAUGGAGAAGAUCUGUCUCGCUUUUUUGACCCCGAGCUUUUCGAUUCCACCACCCUUGGCAGCAGCUAUACUCAACCCUCGAUGUCAAUGUCGCAUGACUACGAUCCCAAUGCAGGCCGACAAUCGGGCACGCCAGAUGUACAGCAGUAUAAUGUCGCCCAGCGAGCAUUUCCCCACCAUCAGUACACUCAACCAUACUUCGACUCUCGCCAGAUGACACAACCCAACUAUGAUCCCCGAUACUAUUCGCAACCCUCUCCUUCGCCAGUGGGGUUCGAUGGCGGCUAUUCGUAUCAGACUCAGAUGGGUUAUCCCAACCAACAAUUCAGUGCCCAGCAGCUGAGUAUUCCACAACGACAGACUCCAACUCCUUCACAGAACUACGCUCCAAGGCAACAACAACAAGCACAGCCACAACAGACACCGUUCGUCAACAUGGAUCCGCGUGCGCAGCUAUCACAUGUCCAGAACAACGACAUGAUGCGCUUCGGAACCUUUCAAGAUCAAACUCAUCAACCCUCGAAUCAUUUUGUGGACCCCUCCUUGCUGAACUCGAAUCAGAUGAUGCAUACAAGUAGGGGACAUGUAUCGCAUGCUUCCAAGUCAUUAGCUGAUCAUGGUCUGCCAGACAGCAACCAUGCCUUCCAGACGCAGCAAGCUUUCAUGCCCACUUCAUACUUCAAGGCGGGUACGACGGUCGAUCCAAGAUCCUUACAAGGAAACCAACCCCUGCAGCCUAUGCCAUCUGUCACGUCACAAAUUCCACGUCCAGGUACCGAGGUCGAUCCUAGUCGUCAACGUCAGCUAACGGGGGCAGGGAUCGCUAUUCAGCCAAAGCCCGAACAGGAUACGAAGACGACGGCUACUAAAACCCCAGAUGAGCCUCAGAAGAAAAGAGGUCGUCCGAGAAAGGAUGCAUCUGCAAAGCCCGAUGGACAUCCCUCAGGAUCCGAAACGGAUUCCGAUGACGAUCUAGAGAUCGAAGAUGAGGAGCCUCCCGAAGUGACCCCUGCCCCACUGAGCGUAUCAAUGCCCACCGAUGAACGAGGAAAAGCUCUCUAUCAUGCGGUGCAAGCUGUUUGGAGCCCUCGCAACAAGUCGGCUUCUCCCGAGAAGAUCCGUGGUGGCAUUGCUGGCUUUGGUGAUGUUGUGCGAGGAUUGAGAGACGCCUGGAAGACGAAGAAUGAAAGCCUGAGAAAGGCAGAGCUUCCUGCUUCUCCCACUGCUGCAGAUGCUCCAAGGUUAAAGGAAGAAGUUGCGCGCUAUCGCCAAGUCAUGGAAACUGUCAUGAUGAGGUCUUUGCUAUAUGGUCAUCCAGCCAUCGUCAAUAGACUAGGCGAAAACCAAUUCACAAUGUCGGCCUUGUACUCGUUCAUGCUCGACAGGUUCAACGCAGCCGAUUACGACAGCACCCUUGUCAGCUCCAUCCUCAAGUUCGUCGUCAAGUUUGGCACUCUUGAUACUGAGAUGCUGGAGAUGACGAAGCUGUCGAAGAUUCUCCAGCGUCUGACCAAAAAGGCUACGAGUGAUGUCAAGACGUUAGCACAAGCCGUUCUUGAUAAUGCUGUCGCGGCUACGGCGAAGAAAACUUCCACCUCUCAUGACAAGAAGGGUGACAAGCCAAUGUCACCUAGAUCUGUUGGGAGCCCAGCAGAUGGGACACGAAAGGAGGGCACCGGCGGACUCAAGCGUCUCCGGGAAGGUGAUGGGUCUGCCCAGCCGGUUCUGAAAAAGGUCGCAAAAUCGAUUCCGCAUUCCUCAAAACCUCUCGCUCUCCAAAACGCCGAACGUAGAAAGGCGCUGGAAGCCGCACACACGGCCAAGGCCGGAGAGAAAGCAACUCCUGCACCAGCAGGAACAACAGCUCCUUCAGCAAAGGCCAAAGUGGCUGUGGCCGCCCCUCCGAAAUCUUCAAUCUUUGCGGCUUUAGCAUCAGCACCUAAAAAACCAGGCACCUCCAACGCAGAACGAGCCGCUGCAGCUGCUAAAGAGAAGGCUUCCUCAUCGUCGUCUCCUUCUCUGGCUUCUACCCAGUCAGUGAAGAAACUGAACACAGGGAAAGAGUCCCCGCCGCGGACUGGUGGUUCUGCCCCUGUCGCAAAGGCCGCGACCGCAUCGUCCUUCCUGGGAUUGCUCGCUGAUAUGGAGAAAAAGCCUGAAAAAGAGGCAAGGAAAGAAGACGGAAUCCCGAACGAGACUGAAGAGCAAAAGGCGAAGAGACUGCGUAAAGAAGCUCGCAGGAAACUUCGCGUCACCUGGAAAGCCGAUGCGGAACUGGUGGAGACUCGCUUGUUCACCCAUGAUCCAGACGAAGAGCUUGACCAAGGCGACCGUUUAAAACGCGACGCUGGAGACACUGGUCGUGAAGGUGAAGCGCUUAAACUCCACAAGAACUUGGAAGAUCUCGAGGACGAAGAGGACGAAGACUCUUUCGAAGAAUUUGAGCCAUAUACACCACCGUCGGAAGUGGACUUUAGUUACCUUGAAGAUGCUACCCUUGGCGACGAUUCACCACACAAAAUUAAUUCACUUAAGUUCGGCGGGAUCAUGAAGCCUGACAGCCCGAGCAGUGAAGCGCAAAAUAAAUAUGAGCAAGACACACUCAUGGCACUGUACACUUCCAAGGCCGACCGUCCGCAAACCCCAAAGGAGCCAGAUGAAAGCAAGGAGGAGGAUGAAGGCGACUUCGAGCCUGCUGAACCCGAGACUCCCUUCGGCGAGCCCAAUGAGAUGACGCGACGACGAGAGACGGAGUAUCUCGCACGAAAGGUCCGAACACAACCUGCCACUGAUCUUGCGGCACAGAUUCAAGCCAUGUCUGCCCCACAGAUAUCUCAACAGCAACCAGGAGCCAUUCCGCCGGAGCUUCAACGUGCUCUAAGCAUGUUGGGUCGAUCAACUCAGCCGAGCCAGCCGACCACAGCGCCGCAAGCUGCCCCCGGUGCCAAUGUGAACUUGCAGGCGAUCCUCCAGACAGUCCUCGGCAACCAAUCGCAAACGCAGACCCAACAACCUCAGUAUCUCGCCGUCAGCCAAGCCACGGCAUUAGGACCAAAUCUAGGCGCCCUCUGGGCCUCGAUGCAACAAGGCGCUCAAGCCGGAACAUCUGCCAGUACGCUUCCUCUGGGAUUGGCUGGAAACCCUAGCCCCUACGUGGCUAACUUCGACGACGCUUCUCGCAAGCAUGGCCGUAGCGACUCCAAUGACAACGACAACGACAAUGGCAGAAAAGGAGGAACCAAGAAGAAGAAGGGGGAGUCCAAACCUUACCUCUAUAAGACCCAAACGUGCACCUUCUGGGAGCAAGGCAAAUGUCUCAAGGGUGAUUCUUGCACAUAUCGACACGGCGAUGACGACGACAGCUAA